Acomys russatus (golden spiny mouse) is the source of this 1664-nucleotide messenger RNA. RefSeq names its product coronin 1A (gene Coro1a). Bases 169 to 1554 code for a protein of 461 amino acids. The record is from RefSeq and is a predicted model, not a curated record. Gene Ontology annotation, biological process: cell migration; actin filament organization. Gene Ontology annotation, molecular function: actin filament binding. NCBI's taxonomy places the organism in Eukaryota, Metazoa, Chordata, Mammalia, Rodentia, Muridae. The transcript has 11 exons.
CAUAAGCUCCGCCCAAAAGGGGCGCUGCCACUCGGAGGAGGCCGGCCGCACGGCGGCUGCUCAUUCAUUGUCUUGACAGAGCAUCCUCACCGGCCAGCCUGCAGCUCCUCUAUCCUCCUUUCCUUCCUCCUCCACUUGGGGGGGUCACGCUCAGCUCUCCUCAGCAGGAUGAGCCGGCAGGUGGUUCGCUCCAGCAAAUUCCGCCACGUGUUUGGACAGCCAGCCAAGGCUGACCAGUGCUAUGAGGAUGUACGCGUCUCACAGACCACCUGGGACAGUGGCUUCUGCGCUGUCAACCCCAAGUUCAUGGCUCUGAUCUGUGAGGCCAGUGGGGGAGGGGCCUUCCUGGUGCUACCCCUAGGCAAGACUGGACGCGUGGACAAGAACGUGCCCCUAGUUUGCGGCCACACUGCCCCUGUGUUAGACAUCGCCUGGUGCCCGCACAAUGACAAUGUCAUUGCCAGUGGCUCUGAGGACUGCACAGUUAUGGUGUGGGAGAUCCCUGAUGGGGGUCUGGUGAUGCCCCUGCGGGAGCCCGUCGUCACCCUGGAGGGUCACACCAAGCGGGUCGGCAUCGUGGCCUGGCACCCCACAGCCCAGAACGUACUGCUCAGUGCAGGUUGUGACAAUGUGAUCCUGGUGUGGGACGUGGGCACUGGGGCAUCUGUGCUGACCCUGGGCCCGGAUGUGCACCCGGACACAAUCUACAGUGUGGACUGGAGCCGGGACGGCGCACUCAUCUGUACCUCCUGCCGUGACAAGCGUGUUCGCAUCAUUGAACCUCGCAAAGGCACCGUGGUGGCUGAAAAGGACCGUCCUCAUGAGGGAACUCGGCCAGUGCACGCUGUGUUUGUGUCAGAAGGAAAAAUUCUAACCACUGGUUUCAGCCGCAUGAGUGAGCGGCAGGUGGCGCUGUGGGACACGAAGCACCUGGAGGAGCCACUGUCCCUGCAGGAGCUGGACACAAGCAGUGGAGUCCUGCUGCCUUUUUUUGACCCUGACACCAACAUUGUCUACCUCUGUGGCAAGGGUGACAGCUCUAUCCGGUAUUUUGAGAUCACUUCUGAGGCUCCCUUCCUGCACUAUCUUUCCAUGUUCAGUUCCAAGGAGUCUCAGCGUGGUAUGGGCUACAUGCCCAAACGUGGCCUGGAAGUGAAUAAGUGUGAGAUUGCCAGGUUCUAUAAGCUUCAUGAGCGGAAGUGUGAGCCCAUUGCCAUGACAGUGCCUAGGAAGUCGGACCUGUUCCAGGAGGACCUGUACCCACCCACUGCAGGACCUGACCCUGCCCUCACAGCUGAGGAGUGGCUGGGUGGUCGGGAUGCCGGGCCCCUCCUCAUUUCCCUCAAGGAUGGCUACGUGCCCCCAAAGAGCCGGGAGCUGAGAAUCAACAGGGGCCUGGACAGCGCUCGCAGAAGGGCUACACCAGAGGCCAGCGGCACUCCGGGCUUGGACGUUGUGUCACAGCUGGAGGAAGAGAUAAGGAAUCUAAAGGCCAUGAUGCAGAAGUUACAGGAGCGCUUGGACAGGCUGGAGGAGACUGUUCAGGCCAAGUAAAGGACCCCAGAGGCUUCAGCUGGGGUCAGCCAUUCACUCUGCCCCCACCCCAACCCUCAGGCCAUAUCGUGAAUAAGAUGAAAAUAAUAAAAUGGCUUUAUUUUCUGGUA